Syzygium oleosum is the source of this 2300-nucleotide messenger RNA. Its product is annotated as serine/threonine-protein phosphatase 7. Gene Ontology annotation, molecular function: protein serine/threonine phosphatase activity. The record is from RefSeq and is a predicted model, not a curated record. Gene Ontology annotation, cellular component: cytosol; nucleus. Lineage: Eukaryota; Viridiplantae; Streptophyta; Magnoliopsida; Myrtales; Myrtaceae. Bases 500 to 1957 code for a protein of 485 amino acids. The transcript has 5 exons.
AAUGUCUCCUCUGUCUCCUUGGAGAAACGCACCUCAACAUCAUCGCAAUCAACUAAUCAUGCUGGUUCAUCAAGUAGAGCGCGUUUGAUCUUUGCUUUUCUGGUUCGAAAUUCACUGUCAUGUUCGGAUUAAUAAAAAAAAGACGACGACCCAAGAGAUUCUGAUCCAACGCAGUUUGAUCAGAACAAACCAAGAACGAUCCAACCCAAGUUCCCGUGCUCCUUGAGUUGGACUAAUGCACCUCGUGGAAUAUAAAAAGGCCGAGAAAUUGGUCGUCCACCUGGAUUCCAAGUACAUUCAGUAUCCAGAUGGGUAAGAUUGUCGCCGAUCUCGAUCCUCACGGUUCUUGAAUUUUAUUAAUUAUUGCCAAGAAGCUGGGCGAUGGUGGGCACACGACGCACUUGGCUUCUUGGCAAUGGCAAGUAGACCCAAGAUUUGCUCCAAAACCUUCCAGUGGCAGUAGUUCUUCUAGGGUUUGAUUCUUGGACGAAGCAGUUCGAUGGAGGCGGUGAACAAAGAGGAGAAAAGAACGGGGGAAGGAUCAACUAUGUCGUCGUCUCCUUCGCCGAAUGGUGCUUCCUUCUCUUCACCACCUCCUGUGCCUCCGAACGAUGAAUCUUUGUUUUUACCUUCAACUGAGGCGACCCCCACCACCACCACCACCACGACCCCGACCGCGACCACGGCCGCCCCCGUUGGUGAAGACCCAUCUCCAUUUUCUUCAUCCCCAGAAGCUCAAAUCUCGUGGCCGCCGGAUGGGAAGCUAACUCUCAAUUGGGUCUUGGAUUUGAUGUCCAAAUUCGAUUGGGCAUCAAGAAAUCUCACUCCUUCAGAAUUCCCAACUGUCCUGCCCGUCCAGGUGUUUGAUCGCCUCGUCCUCACUGCCUCCAAGAUUCUGCACAAAGAGCCUAACCUUGUGAGGGUCGAUCUUGAUGUCGAUGACGAGCGUGACAAGGACUGUAGGGUGGUUGUUGUUGGUGAUGUUCAUGGGCAGCUUCACGAUGUUUUGUUCCUGUUGAGGAGUGCUGGUUUUCCUUGUGAAAAUCGGUUCUUUGUGUUUAACGGGGAUUAUGUGGACAGAGGGGCUUGGGGUUUGGAGACUUUCUUGCUCUUGUUGGCUUGGAAGGUUUUUAUGCCAGAGAGAGUUUUUCUUCUCCGAGGGAACCAUGAAUCAAAAUACUGUACUUCUGUUUAUGGUUUUGAGCAAGAAGUUUUGGCGAAAUAUGGUGAUAAAGGAAAGCAUGUCUAUAGGAAAUGUCUGGGAUGUUUCGAGGGGCUCCCUUUGGCGUCAAUCAUUGCAGGGCGUGUAUAUACAGCUCAUGGAGGACUUUUCCGAAGUAUACCCGUCACACCAUCAAAGAGAUCGAAGGGAAAAAAGAAUCGCCGUAUAAACUCAAAUCCUGAAGUUAGUACUUUAUCUCUUGGUUCCUUAGAAGAAUUAUCUAAAGCUAGGAGAUCGGUUCUUGACCCUCCAUGGGAAGGGUUGAAUCUGAUUCCAGGUGAUGUGUUGUGGUCAGAUCCAUCAAUGACUCCCGGUCUUUCUCCGAACACAGAGAGGGGCAUUGGAUUAUUAUGGGGUCCGGACUGCACAGAGGAGUUUUUGAAGCGAUAUCAACUAAAGUUAAUUAUUAGAUCACAUGAAGGACCUGAUGCGAGGGAAAAGCGAAAUGGUCUUGCAGGAAUGGACGAGGGUUAUACAAUAGAUCAUGUUGUGGAGUCAGGGAGGCUAAUUACGCUAUUUAGUGCUCCAGAUUAUCCACAGUUUCAGGCAACAGAGGAGAGAUACAAGAACAAGGGGGCGUACAUUACCUUGGAACCUCCUAAUUUUGAUAACCCUACUUUCGACAGUUUCGAAGCAGUUGCACCUAGGCCAAAGGCAAAACCAUAUUAUGAUUAUCAGGAUGUGAUAGAUUCCGACGAGGAAUUGGAUCUGACAGCAAUGGUUUCUGAACCUUGAAGGAUCCGGGAACCAGUUUCGUGAGUCUGAACUUCAUCUAGCUGGAGUAUGCUUCCUCGCGAAUUUUUUCCUAUGGAAGCUAUAAAGAGCUCUCGUAUAUUUUGUGGGUCAAGCAGCUUCACGGGUGUAGAGUUAUCAUAGAGAAUCGUCGUAGUGAUUCUUUGUUGCGUUGAUAAUACGUAUUUUCGGGGUUAUUUAUUUCCGAUAAUACAAAUUUCAGAAUUGCGUCGAUAAAUUACAUAUAACGGCUUUUGAAGACACAAUAGUUGCUCCCUUACCUUUGUGUUUCCCCCUCUUGUGUCUGUGAGGAGCAAUAAAGUGGAAUACUUGCUGUUUGCUUUUA